Athene cunicularia (burrowing owl) is the source of this 2740-nucleotide messenger RNA. RefSeq names its product schwannomin interacting protein 1 (gene SCHIP1). The record is from RefSeq and is a predicted model, not a curated record. Gene Ontology annotation, cellular component: cell junction; plasma membrane. The transcript has 7 exons. NCBI's taxonomy places the organism in Eukaryota, Metazoa, Chordata, Aves, Strigiformes, Strigidae. The coding region runs from base 1 to 783 and encodes 260 amino acids. Gene Ontology annotation, biological process: positive regulation of hippo signaling.
AUGAGUCGGGAGGGUGAUGGCAUGGGUGAUGUCAUCAGGAAAGCAGCCCCGCCGGCCGGGGAGGGGAGUUAUAAAAAGGCCCAGAAGAAUGAGCGGGAGUCCAUCAGGCAGAAGUUGGCUCUGGGCAGUUUCUUCGACGAUGGCCCUGGACUUUACACCAGCUGCAGCAAGAGCGGCAAGCCGAGCCUCUCCUCCCGAUUACAAAGUGGGAUGAACCUGCAGAUUUGCUUUGUGAACGACAGUGGCAGCGACAAGGACAGCGAUGCCGAUGACAGCAAGACAGAAACCAGCCUGGACACGCCAUUGUCGCCCAUGAGCAAGCAGAGUUCAUCCUACUCCGACAGAGACACGACGGAGGAAGAGUCAGAGUCCCUUGACGACAUGGAUUUCCUCACCAGGCAAAAGAAACUCCAAGCUGAAGCCAAAAUGGCCUUGGCUAUGGCGAAGCCCAUGGCCAAAAUGCAGGUCGAGGUGGAAAAGCAGAACAGGAAGAAAUCGCCGGUAGCGGAUCUUCUGCCACAUAUGCCUCAUAUAAGUGAAUGCCUGAUGAAGAGAAGUUUAAAACCCACUGAUCUAAGAGACAUGACUAUCGGGCAGCUACAAGUGAUAGUCAAUGAUCUCCACUCACAGAUAGAAAGCUUGAACGAGGAGCUGGUGCAGCUGCUGCUCAUUCGGGACGAGCUGCACACGGAGCAGGACGCCAUGCUGGUGGACAUCGAGGAUCUGACCAGACACGCCGAAAGUCAGCAGAAGCACAUGGCAGAGAAGAUGCCAGCAAAAUGAACCCCGGAGCCCCAGGAGCAGAGCUCGAGCGAGACUUCAUUUUGCUUCUGUGUGUGUCCAAGCGCUGAUGUCCACGGUGGCGCACGAGAAAAACCAGUGUUAGUCAUUGACCAUGUCUGAAGCUUUAUGUCCGGUGAUUGGCCUCUGCUUCUUAAUUUAUUUUAAUUUUUUUACUUGUGCCACUAAGUAUCAGGCAUUUUAAUAAUAUUAUUACAAAAUAUGUACAGUACUUAUAACAUUAUAAAUCAUGGGUGAGAAGAGAGGGUAGUUUAACUUUAUUUUUGUUUGUUUAGAGAUUUUGAGUUGAACGAUAUUUUACCAUUGACUACUUUUUUAUUCUUCACUGUAGUUUUAAAAUAAAGAAACUGUACUUGACGGUGCUAUACAAGUCAAAAAAAAAACAAAAAAACAUGCCUGCCUCGUAGUGAAGUUGUAGCUUUCAGUAAUAUGUAUAUUUUAAUCAGUUUUCAACAUUUUGUGAAUGUUGACUACCUGACAUUCAUUUUUAGAUGUGCUAUUAACAUUCGGUUGGAUUCAGAGAGUUACCUUGAAAGUUUUAUGUACAAAUAUGUAAAAUAAAAAUUUAAAAAAUUGUUUCAUAUGAUACGUCUUUUUGUUGCCUAGUGGUGACGCACCCGUAAUGUAUUCCUCGAACUAAAUGUGCAAUUCCUAAUUUGUCAUCACCAGAAAGAGCCUUUUCUUCUUUUUUUUUUUUUUUUUUUUUUUUUGCUGAUCACAUGAAAUUAUUCUAGAGCGAAGACAGGAUUUUUGUAGAGUUAUUUAUUUGUAAGUUCAUAACGUUAUGUAUGACAUAGAAGAAUCUCUUAAAUCCAUAAUAACAUUCACUGGGCCCUAAUAUUGUGACUAUUGUUAGCAGGCACAUGCCAUAGGUGUUUUUUUUUAUAUAUUUUUAUUGUCUGGGCUAAAUAUUUAAAUGACUCACCGAUGACAGAAAUAAAAAAAAAAUCUAUGUUAAAAAUCUAAGCAGCAUAUUAAAUGUAUUAUAUAUGGUAAUUACUCACCUCUCUGCCUUUGGGCUGGGCUCCCCGUUAGUGGCCAAGCGCUGGACGUGCCUCCUCUGUGCGUACCGGAGGAGGGACGCUGGGAGACUAAUAGGUCUGUCUCCAUCCCUCAUUUAUUUGAUUUAAUGCUGAAACAGCUCGGCCAUCCCCUUCCUUAAGGCUGCCCGGCCCGUAGCCAGCAGCAGACACGCGUGUCGCACGCACCAGAUUUUUACAUUUUAAUUCUUUUGUCCUCGGGGGGGCAAAUUAAUCUUAGCGGCGGGUCUGGCUAAUGACUUAUUCAGGGUGUUUUCAGAAAAGCGUGAGCUGCAUUAAAAUUUCAUCCCCCCCGCCAAGAAUGUAUUUUAUAAAAUUACUUUCCCCCCCCUUUUCCACAGAAAAGUGCAGGUUAUGGAAGCACCAGCCCUUGGAGGGGUUUGGUGGGGCUGGGCAGAGUGGGGUUGGUUUAACUUAGGGUUGUUUUUCCUUUCCCAGACGUUGCUCCAGGAUUUUCCAGUGGACAGUCCCUGUCCCACAUCCCCCAUGGAGGGGGGGGCGGGGAACAUGUCCCUGCAGAGUAGUGUCCCCAAGCAGGGUGCUGUGCCUGCAGAAAGGUACUGGGACAGGUUAGGCUGGAGAGCCUUUGUCUGCAGAGCACGGAUGAUGUAAACUUUUAUUUUGUUGUUUGUUUUUUUUUUUUAAAUCUAUGCAGAAAAAAAUAUUUAUAUUGGGGGUAUCAGUUUCUCUGUAGCUCUUGUUGGCUUGAUGCUGUUGCCUGCACGUGGGGAGACCUGCUGGGUUUUAUAUUUCUGCUCUGUACAGGGCCGCGUUUGUUGGUGCCUCCACCAGAAGAGGCUGUUUGGGUAUCGGUGAGGAGGUGUUCGCCACUGGAUUUAAAGCAUGAACAGCAAAAGCCCCAAAUACAAAAAGUUUUCUCUCAGCUUUCAUAACAAAAA